GCUCGUCCUCGAUAUUCUCUUUCUACCCCUUCAUCUCCAUUUUUCUCAUCUUACUGUUAGCGUUUGGUUUAUGAAAAUUUCUGAAAAUUUUAAGAGAUCGAAUCGUGACAUUUGGCUUCCACACGCUAAGUUUGAUCUCAAUAUCUUUUUCUUGAAUGGCAGCUACAAAAACCCAAGAAGCCUCUUCUUCAUCAGUUCCAUGUUCUUACCAUGUCUUCUUGAGUUUCAGAGGUGGAGAUACCCGCAAGAAUUUUACUGAUCACCUCUACACAGCUCUGGUUCAACAAGGAAUCCAUACAUUCAGGGACGAUGAUGAAAUCCAAAGAGGAGAGAACAUUGAGUUAGAAAUUCAAAGAGCAAUAAGAGAGUCAAAGUUAUCCAUAAUUAUACUUUCACAAGACUAUGCUUCUUCAAGAUGGUGCCUAGACGAGCUUGUGAUGAUCAUGGAGCGCAGAAGACUUGUUGGGCAUGUUGUGGUGCCAGUUUUCUACGAUGUGGAUCCAUCCCAAGUCAAAAACCAGACAGGAAGAUACGGUGAAGCAUUUGCUAGGCAUGAAAAGGACUUAAAGGAGGAGAUGAACAAAGUGGAGCAAUGGAGGGAUGCUCUAAGAGAAGCUGCGGAUAUGAGAGGGAUGGUUCGGCAAAAUGGGUACGAGUCUCAAUUUAUUCAAAACAUUGUAAGAGAGGUUGAGAACAAAUUGAGUCGAACAGUACUCAAUGUCAGUCCCUAUUUAGUUGGAAUGAAUUCUCGUAUAGCUCAAAUCAAUCAUUGGUUGCAAGAUGGGUCGGAUGAUGUUGAGAUAGCAACAAUCUAUGGGAUUGGUGGUAUUGGGAAAACAACUAUUGCCAAGAUAGUUUAUAAUCUAAACUUCAACAGAUUCGAUGGAAGUAGUUUUCUUGCUAAUGUUAGAGAAAUUUCAGAACAACCUAAUGGACUAAUUCGAUUGCAGAGGCAACUUCUUUCUGAUCUAGUAAAGGGGAAAACAAGCAAAAUAUACAAUAUUGAUGAAGGGAUUACUAGGAUUAGAGAUGUUUUGUAUGGCAAAAGAGUUCUACUCAUUCUUGAUGAUGUUGAUGAUGUGGAUCAAUUCAAUGCAAUAGUUGGAAUGCGAGAAUGGUUUCAUCCAGGAAGCAAAAUUAUUAUAACAACAAGGCAUGAGCAUUUACUAAGAUUUAUUUUCAGAUUUGAAGUUGAACAACUGGAUGAUAAAGAAUCAGUUCAGCUCUUAAGCUGGCAUGCCUUUGGCCAAGAUCAUCCUGCAGAUGGCUACCAGAAGCAUUCUGAAAAUGUGGCUCGUCAUUGUGGUGGACUUCCAUUAGCACUUCAAGUCUUGGGUUCUUCUCUAUCUGGCAAAACUACAACUGUUUGGGAAAAUGCCUUACAGAAGUUGGAAAAAAUUGCUGAUAGUAAAAUUCAGCAUAUUCUUAGAAUAAGCUUUGAUUCUCUUCAGGAUGAUCAUGACAAAAGCUUAUUCCUUGAUAUAGCUUGUUUUUUCACUGGAAUGGUCAUAGAGUAUGCUAUUAGAAUACUGGAUGGUUGUGAUUUUUAUGCUAUAGUUGGCAUUCAAAAUCUUAUUAAUAAAUGCCUAGUAACUGUCGAUGAAGAAAAUAGGUUGAUGGUGCAUCAAUUAGUCAGAGACAUGGGACGGGAAAUUGUUCGCCAAGAAUCACCUGAUGAUCCUGGAAAACGUAGCAGACUGUGGGAUCCUAAGGAUGCAACUGUAGUAUUGCGAGAAAAUGCUGGUACAGAAUCAAUAAGGGGCCUUAGCCUCAACCUACCAGUGCCGGCAGAGGACAAGCGCACAAGGAAAAAUCCUUUGUUGAAUCUUGCAAAAAAAUAUGAUGAUCAAGAUUCUAUUGAAAAAUCAAGGUUUCUUGAUGAAGAAAAUUUUUUGAAAAGGCAUAAGCUUAGCAACUUAUCAUGGCAACCAGCAAAAACUGCUCCAAUAAGUUCAUUUUCUGCAAGGGCAUUUGAGAAGAUGGUGAGACUAAAAUUGCUUAACAUCAACUAUGUAAAACUUAAUGGAGACUACAAGGAAUUUCCUACAAGUUUAGUGUGGUUGUGUUGGCGUGGAUUUCCUUUGAACUCUAUGCCAAUUGAUCUCUGCUUAGACAAGCUGGUUGCUCUUGAUAUGCGCAAUAGCAAAGUGAAAUAUCUAUGGAAGGGAAUCAAGUUUCUUGUGGAGUUGAGAAUACUUAACCUUAGUCAUUCCCAUGGGCUUGUUAGAACCCCCAACUUUAGGGGGCUCCCUAGUCUUGAGAAAUUGGUGUUCAAAGAUUGUACAAGCUUGGUUGAUAUUGAUGAAUCCAUUGGAGGCCUAGAGAGGCUUGUAAUAUUGAAUUUAAGAGACUGCAAAAGCCUUAAGAAGCUUCCAGAAGAAAUUACUAUGUUGGAAUCUCUUGAAGAACUAGUCAUAUCAGGUUGCUCAAAUCUUUUUGAGCUACCGAAGGAGCUUGCUAAGUUACAAUCAUUGAAGGUGUUCCAUGCAGACAGAAUAGCCAUAAACCAAGUGGACUCUAGCACUGGAGUUUUGAAGGAACUCAGUUUGUCAUUGUGGCAUUCAACCUCAUGGUCUUGGCUAUUACAAAAAAGAUGGGCAACAUCAACCAGAUUUUCGUUAGCUUUUCUACCCCGCUUUUUAGUAAGCCUAAGUCUUGCAAAUUGCUGUCUUUCAGAUAAUGCUAUUCCUGAAGAUCUUAGUUGCCUGCUUUCUUUAGAGUACUUAAAUUUAAGUGGAAACCAGAUUCGUUGCUUACCAGAGAGCAUCAACGGCCUCGUUUCACUAGGUUCCCUAGUGUUAGAUCAGUGUGCAAGCCUCCAAUCGCUUCCAGAGCUUCCAACGAGUUUAAACUCUUUGAAGCUAGAAGAUUGCACAUCAUUAGAAAGGCUUACAAAUCUGCCAAACUUAUUGAAAUCACUAGACUUGGAAAUUUUUGGUUGUGAAAAGCUAGUUGAGGUUCAAGGUAUAUUCAAAUUAGAACCACUAGGAACCAACACAGAAAUACUUGAUAAUUUGGGAUUGUUCAAUUUGAAAUCUUUGGAAGGAAUUGAAGUGGAAAUGUCAAAUUCUCUGUCAUGCACAGAAAUGAAGACAAGCAUUCAGGUACUGCAUGAAUGUGGAAUAUUCAGCAUAUUUCUUCCAGGAGGAACAGUUCCAGAUUGGUUUGAAUUGAUAAGUGAGAGUCCAGCAAUAUCUUUCAACGUCGAACCAGUUCCUGCUCACAAGGUCAAAGGUCUAAGUUUGUGCAUACUGUAUAUGAAUCUUGAUGAUGGUGGGCAAAUUGAUGGCAAUUGUGCAAAAAUCAACAAUAAAACUAAGGGUGUAAAGUGGACAUAUAGCCCAAACUUCUAUGGGAUUCCAGAAGUGUCUCAAGAUAUGUUGUGGUUAAGCUACUGGACAUUUGGAGAUCAGCUGAAAGCUGGAGAUGAAGUGCAGAUUUUAGCAGAAAUGGCAUCAGGCUUACAUGUAAAGGCAUGUGGGGUUCGACUUGUAUACGAGCCAGAAUACAAGGAUGUUCCAGAAAUUGUCCAAAGCAGCAGCUCUAAGUACCCAACCAUGGCGGAUACAGAUAUGUCAGAUUAUGAAUUGGGAACGGCUUCGUAUUUUCUGUGCCAUCAUAACUUUCAAACACAUCAAGGAGCAGGAAGAUAUGACUGGGAUGAUUUGAGUGGCUAUGAGUACAUAUUUGAAGAUAGAGAGAAACACCAUGAAUCUUAUGAGAAUGAAGAGGAAGACAUUGAAACUGACCAGAAUGAGGAGCAAAUUUUGGACAGUGAAACUGAAAUUUGGACAUAGCCUCAAUGUACUCGUUCAAUCAUCCUUGUACUCGUGCACUUUUUCAUGCAAAAGCACGUCAAAUGAAGCCUUAACUUACAGUAUUUGUCAUGAAAUUCGACAUUAACAUUGAGUUAUUUUCUUGUCA
This is a messenger RNA of Manihot esculenta (cassava), 3924 nucleotides long. RefSeq names its product disease resistance protein RPV1. The coding region runs from base 156 to 3797 and encodes 1213 amino acids. The transcript has 5 exons. Gene Ontology annotation, molecular function: ADP binding; protein binding. NCBI's taxonomy places the organism in Eukaryota, Viridiplantae, Streptophyta, Magnoliopsida, Malpighiales, Euphorbiaceae. The record is from RefSeq and is a predicted model, not a curated record. Gene Ontology annotation, biological process: defense response; signal transduction.